Messenger RNA from Plasmodium yoelii, 3990 nucleotides. Its product is annotated as conserved oligomeric Golgi complex subunit 3, putative. Bases 1 to 3990 code for a protein of 1329 amino acids. The record is from RefSeq and is a predicted model, not a curated record. Lineage: Eukaryota; Apicomplexa; Aconoidasida; Haemosporida; Plasmodiidae. The transcript is spliced from 3 exons.
AUGUGUGUGAGUCAAAUGGAAGAACAUGAUCCAAACAAUGAAUUAUAUUCCAAACUUGAUGAAUAUAUAAAUAAUAUUGGGAAUAUUUCAUACUAUGAUGAAAAUACUAGUUUUAAAAAUGAAAAAAAAGAAAAAAAAAGAUAUAACAAUUCUCAGUUCAAUAUUAAUAAACAUUAUUGUCAUGAUAGAGAAAAAACAAAUGGAAUGGUAAGAUAUGAAGAUUUGUUUAUAGAAAUAGAAAACUAUUAUUUAAUUUAUAAACUUAAUAGAAAAUUUGAAGAGUAUAAAAAUAUUAAAGAAAUUGAAAUAAUAAAAAAUAAAAGGACAUCAAAUUCAAAAGAAAUCGUUAAAAAAAUUCAUGCCAUAUUAAACUACCAUCAAGCUAUAAAAGAUGAAUUAAAUAUACUAGUACAAAAUAAACACUCUAUUUAUAAAACCUUUUAUUCUAUAUUUUUAAAUUAUUAUGAUAAAUAUUCUCAAAUAAAACAAAUUAAAUUAAAUAAAAACAAAAUAAUAAAUCAUUUAAGACAUUACACAAAUGCUGAACGAUUUGAAGCUAUUAUAAAUAAUAUAGAAACUAAUGGGUAUCAAUAUUUUAUAGAUAUAUUUAACAGAUUACAAUUUGAGGAUGAUCAAAAUAGUACUCAUUCAAUCAGUACUGAUACUACUAUUUCUAGUUCAGAUAAUAGUUAUAUUAGUGAAAUUGGUAAAGCUGAUAAAGCGGAUAAAGCGGAUAAAGAUGAUAAAGCGGAUAAAUAUAGCAUAGGUAGUAGUAGCUCAUAUGAUGAAGUUAGCGAACUUUUGCAAAACACAGAAUGGGAAAUAGAUCAAUAUGAGAUGUCUAGUGAUAUAGAAAUUGAAGAUAAAGAAGGAAAUGAAUUUGGUGAAAAUAGCAAAGAAAUUGUAGAUCUCAUUAAAAAAAAAAAUUUGAAUAUUGUGACAAAUAAAUUUCAAAAUAAGAAAUAUAAAAAAAAUAUAUAUAGUAACAAUAAAUUGGAUAGUAAAAAAUAUGAUACAUUUAUAAACAAUUUUCCAAAAAAGUUUUAUAAAAAAAAUGGGAUAAAAAAAAAAAAAAAUGUUAAAAAAAACGAAAUUUAUUAUAUGCUCCAAUCUUCAGAAAAGGCUAUAAAAUUUUUUAAAAAAAAUCCAACUUAUUUUAACGCAAAAAAUAAGCUAACCAAAUAUCAAUAUAUUAUUAAAAGAAUACUAAAAUAUGUUAUAAAUAUUUUUAGAGAUGUUUUAAAUAAUACAGAUUUAAAUAUUCCAUAUAAAAAAAAUGGUGAUGUCCAAAAUAAUAUAUAUGAUGUUAUGCCUUAUGAACAAGAAAUAAAAUAUGAUCAUAUAAAUAUGAACACUUCUAACAACAAUCAUAUAUUAUUUAAUCAUCAAGUUCGAAAAAAAAAUAAUAUAAAUGAAGAAAAUAAUCACAAUUCAUCAUUAUUCCAUACAGAUAAAUAUACACACAAAAAAAAUCAAGAUGUUACUAUUAGUUUAGCAAAAAAUAAUAUAACCGAGAUAAUCCAUCCUGAUUCUAAAACUUUAUUUGACAUUGAAAAAAAUGGAGAGGAAAUCAAAAAAAGGGUAUAUACGGACGGACAUGAAAAUAGGUGCAACAUAAAAAGAGAAGAGUGUGGCGAAGAUGUAGAAAAGGUGUAUAAUAAUGAUGCAGCUGGUGGUGGUGAUGUAAAUGGUAAUAAUGCUGCAACGGGUGGUGGUGGUGAGGAUAGAAUGUGUAGAGAUAUACAUGCAGAAGAUGGGGACAUAAAAAGCGAUAAAAUUAGUCAUGAAAAGUGGAAAUCAGGGUGUGUAGAAAAUAUUGUGAAAAAUACGUCUAUAUUUCUUACAAAUGAUGAACAAGAAAUUUACAAAAUUUAUAAUAACGUAAAUAUAGUAUAUUUCAAUAAGCAUAUAAAUGUGAUAGAAUAUUAUGAUAAAUAUAAAAUAAAAUGUAGUUGUUUAAAAGAUAUAAUACAUUUUAUAUAUUUAAAAUUCCAAGAUGAAAAUGAUUUAUAUAUUGAUGAAUAUAAUUCUUUAGAAAGCUUAUAUGUAAGUUCAAGAUUAAAAAUAUUAAAUAAUAAUUUAUUAAAAAAUUUUGAUAAUUUCUCAAAAAAUUAUAUCCCUAAAUAUAUAAAAAAUAUAUGUUUAUUAGCUAUAUAUAUAACAAAAUUAGAAGUAGACUUAUACAAUUCCAUAUUUAACAAUAAUUUAAAUACAUCUAUAAAUAUUAUAUUGAAUAACAUUGGAUUAGCUAUAUAUGAAAAUGUUAAUCAAACUAUUUACCAAUUAAAUAAUAUCAAAAUUAUUAGAAAAAUAAUUCAAAUAUUAUAUUUAGAUAUUAUUGAAAUAUAUACAGAUAAUAUAUAUAAUAUAAUAAGAGAUUAUUUUAAAAAAUUAUCUAACAUACUAAAAGAAAGAUUACUAUAUAUUAUAGAAAUGCAUAUGUCAUAUUAUACAAAAAAUACUAAUUCAUCUAUUCCCUAUAUUUGUUUUAAACCCGUUAAAAAAAAAUUUAUUAAUAUAAUUAGCGAUUUUUUUGCAGCAUCAAAUAGAGAUAGUAAUACCGGAAUGAAUAAAGAAACUGAAAUAAAUGAAAAUAAAAAAUAUGAAAAUAAAACAAGUCAAAAUAUAAAUAUUAAUAACGAUAAAGAAAAGGAAUCUCAAUUUGAAACAUCAUCAAGUGAUAGUGCAGGAAGUGAUGAUAAUAAUAAUUAUAUGGAACACACAUAUAAUAUAAAUAUGUUAAAUGAAAAAAAUGUGUAUAAAGAUUUGAAUUUUUCCAAUUCUCAAUUUAGUAAAGAUACAACUUUUUCAUUAACAGGUAUAGAUGUUAAUAUAAUUGGAACUAUUUUAAUUUUAAAAACAUUGAAUUAUAUAAUUGAGCAAAAUAUAUUUAUUGAUAUUUUUAAAGAAUGUUUAAUAAAUUCAUUUAAUUCUUUAAUAUAUAUAUAUAAAGAAAACACAAAAAAUAAUGAAGACACUGGAAAAAAUGAUAAUAGUACCAAUACUAUUAAUAUUGAUCUAUUUUUAAUUAAAAAUUUGAGUUUUUUAAUUUAUUUAUUUUAUAAUGUUACUAACGAUACAGAUUAUUUUAAAUUAUAUCUAAAUCAAGAAUUAACACAUGAUUUAUUAUAUCAACAAAUAAAUAAUAAAAUAAGGAAAGACAAAGAAAUCACAAAAAUACGAGAUAGUACCAAUAUAACACAAGGUCAGGAAUAUUCUAUAUUUUAUUUUAUUAAAAAGGUUUAUAAUAUAUCUUCUACAGAUGAUAUUCAAUAUAAAAUAUUAUCAUCAUUUAAUCAGUCCAUCCACAAUUUUAUCAUCACAAUAAUUGCUCGAGUUUGCUUUCCACUGAUUAACAUUUUGUCUGUCGAAUAUAAAGACAAAUUAUCGGAGAAGGAGGAGAGCAUAAAAAAUGUGUUAGAAAAGUUUUUAAAUGGUAAAAAUGAGCAAGUUGAUAGUCAGGACAAUGAAUCAUCUAAUUAUAUAAAAAUUGAUUUUAGUUAUUUAAAAAAUAUAAAUUUUGACUUAUUACAAAGCUAUGGUAAAAAAUUUGAAGAAGAGAAUGGCGAAAAUGAAGAGAAUGGAAAAAAUGGCGAAAAUAAAGAGAAUGGAAAAAAUGAUGAUAUAAAUAUUUUAAAAACAAAUUUAGACUCAUUUAAAAAAGGUCUAUAUAAAUUAUUUCCUAAAAUAUAUUUUUAUGUUAAAAUGUUUAUUAUCUCAAAUACGGAUAAUCAUUUCAAAGGAAAUAAUUUUUUUUAUUCCCUUUUUAACUAUAUCAUAGGGAUAUUGAAAUAUAAAAUUAUUUUUUUAUUGAGUGAAGUUUAUUUAUUAUUAAGAUAUAAAUAUCCCAAGUAUAUAAAACAAAUUUUUGAAGAAAAAUAUAUUGAAGAUAUUUUCCUUUUUUUAAAAUCAAAUGAUUAUUCUUGCAAUUUUGAGGAUAUACAAAAAUGCUACGAGUUAAAAAAAAGUUAUGAUAUCUUUUCUGAUUAG